Podarcis lilfordi (Lilford's wall lizard) is the source of this 2876-nucleotide messenger RNA. The record is from the annotation of a GenBank genome assembly. Lineage: Eukaryota; Metazoa; Chordata; Lepidosauria; Squamata; Lacertidae.
GACUUCCGGUCGGCGCCAGCGUUUAAUGGCGGUCCUCGCUUCGAGCUCCGGAGGAGGACUGCUCCGCGAGUUUGGGUCUGACCCGCUACGGCGAGCGGGGGACCCCUAAAAUCACAGGCGCUGAAGCCUGUGAACAAGGAGACUCGGUGGGCACCUUUUGCGCCCCCCCGGUACUGUGAAAGAGCCUUUUUAAAGGCUACGGAGCGGCAUCGGGGGUGAGCGCGGUGCUGAGAGUCGCAACCCAGCCCGUGGAGUGAAGCCGCGUCGCCAUGAACGGAGAGCGCCGAUUUCUUCCUGAACCAGAAAUUCGACUGUAAACCCCGUGAGUAAGACGGAGGGACUGAACGGGACAUUUAAAUUUAAAUCCUGAAAUUUGGCUGAAAACGGGAAAGGCAUAAAUUAAGGAAGUCUGCCUCCCCGAUCUGCAUGGCAAUUAAAGCAACGAAAGAGUAAAGCUGCAUUUGAAAGAAAAUUAUCUUUGAGCUGUCAAACCUGACAUUUGACUUAAACUUCCCCCCAGUAAGCAGGAGAAGGGGGGAAGAAAACUGGACACUGUUAAUCUGCCUGAAAUUAACUGAGGAAAAAACAUCUUCCACUGCCAAAUCCCCAGGACGGACUGCCUGAGUAAGGCACCGGGAAAGUGAACUGUCAGUUUAGACUGGAUACAAAGUUGGGGUUUUGUCUGAGACAAAGUUACGGGACUUUAAUGGAAUUACUUUGUUGAACUUGUGACUAUACUGAAAAAGUGCGACAGAAACUUUUACUGUGGACUCUUGGAUUUCUUGUUGAUUGCUCUAUGUUUCCUUGUUCUUUCUCUUUUCACUUGGAUACAAUUAAAUGCUCCCUCUAGAGGGUAUAAAGAGAAACUGUUACAGUGAAAAAGAAACAGUGGGAUUUUCCACUUGCAAGUCUUUCCUGUGAGAACGACCUUGAGGAUAUGAGUGGUCCAGCAGAAGAGAUAACAACUAGAUCCAAAGCAAAACAGACACAAAAGAAAAGGGGCUCAAUACCUGGCAUACCACCAGCUGCACAGGAAAAAGUGGCAACAGCAUCUAUGGAUUCAAUGACACAGGCACUGCUCAAAAUAAACCAAUCUUUAGAAGCACUGACAAAGCUAUCUACGGAAAAUUCAAAAAAUUGACAGAACUGACAGCAAGAUUGGACUUGAAUACUGCAAGUGUAACAUCUAAUACAGAAUCUAUUAAUAAAUUAAUUCAAGAAAGUUCUGAAACACGAAAGAUUGCUGAAAGUGCAAAAAUACUGCAGAGGAGACAAGGGAGGAGCUUGUGCCGAUUACAAAAAAAGUGAAUGAACAUGAUGCAGCCCUAUCUUUGCUGGAAUUACAGAGAAAAGAGAGAAAUUUGAAAUUGAGAUUGGUUCCCGAGAGUGAGGGAGACAGCCUUGUGGACUUCCUUACACAGAACUUUACGGAAUUUUGGCAAGAGGAGCUGCAGGAAGAAGAAUUUGAAAUAACAACAGCUUUCCGGCUGGGCAGGAGGCAAGGUAAGAAGCCAAGGGAUUGUUUGAUCACAUUGAGAUCCAAAGGAGAAAGAGAUAAAAUAUUGAACUUGCAUUACCAAAAGGCAUUGGAGAUUGAAAAUAGUCAAGUACAAAUUUUUAAAGAUAUCCCUAAAUAUAUUUUGGAGGUGAGAGCCUUCUAUAAAGAUUUGGUCUACCUGCUGAAGAAAAAUAUCAUACCCUUCAGGUGGGAGUUUCCACAAGGAUUGUCUUUUAACUUCAAAGGAAGGAAGGUCAAAAUAAGAACAGUUCAAGAUAAAGAACAGUUUUUGGAGAGAUAUCAGGAGGACUUGCAGAAAGGAACAGUAGAAACAACAAUACAAGAAAAAGGAGUGACAGACAUUGCAAACUUGUCAUUUGGACUCAUACCACCAUCUGAAGAUGAACAAAAGCUAGGAGCAGUCGGAGGAACAGGUACUUAAUAACAAAAUGUCUCUGCAACUUCUUAGCUGGAAUUGUAAUGGUUUGAACCUUCCCCGAAAAAGACGCCAAGUUUUUCAUAUUUUGAAAAGAGAACAAUUAGACCUAAUAUGUCUACAAGAGACCCAUGUGACCAGGACACAUAGGAAAUUAUUGGUAAACAAGAGACUUGGACAGGAAUUUAUUUCAUCAGACAAAGUUAAGAAAAGAGGCGUGGUGAUUUAUGCAAAAGAAAAAUUGGCUCCAAAGAUGAUAUUUAAAGAUGAACAAGGAAGAUACCUGGCAAUUGAAAUACAAGUUCAAGGAGAAAAAAUCUUGAUAGUCGGAAUUUAUGCACCAAAUGACGGGAAGGCGGAAUUCUUUAAGAAGUUGCAUGAGACUUUAAUGGACUAUCUAGACUAUAGAGUAGUAAUGAUGGGAGACAUGAAUGGUGUAGUUUCCACAAAUAUGGACAAAGCACAGAGACAAGUAAUUUCCAAGGAAGGGAGACUACCAAAGACUUUUUUUGAAAUGACUGAAACUAUGGACUUGAUUGACAUUUGGAGAACAAGGAACCCUCUUGAGAGAGAGGGAACUUUUUUCUCUGAAGCAAAAAUGACAUGGACAAGAAUUGACCAAAUUUGGGUAACUAGCAGUAUGGCGCCAAGGAUCAAAAAGGUAGAAAUCUGCUCAAAGACUUGCUCCGACCAUAAUGCUGUAAAGAUGGAGAUGAAACUAACAUCAACUGGAUCCUUUAGAUGGAGAAUGAAUGACACCCUAUUUAGAGAUGAAGAGAUUUAUAAGAAGGCCCAAAAAACACUGAAAGAUUACUUUGAGAUAAAUUUGAGAACAGAAGUGGAAAAAGAAUAAUCUGGGACGCAAGUAAGGCCGUGAUGCGAGGUUUCCUAAUACAACAGAACUCCAUAAAGAGGAAAAAUCAAAAUGAAAGGAAAGAAAAA